Caenorhabditis remanei is the source of this 378-nucleotide messenger RNA. RefSeq lists its product as uncharacterized. NCBI's taxonomy places the organism in Eukaryota, Metazoa, Nematoda, Chromadorea, Rhabditida, Rhabditidae. The transcript is spliced from 3 exons. Bases 1 to 378 code for a protein of 125 amino acids. The record is from RefSeq and is a predicted model, not a curated record.
AUGGAGAUGACAACCCCUGUUGAGGAAAACUUGCCAAAAGAGUUUUCUUUCAAUGAAGUUUUGCAAGAUUUACGUUUGUCAUCGUCUGAAAAAUCAUAUAUCGCACCGCAACUUCCAGAUGACAUAAUUAUGAAAUAUGAGGAAGAGUUGGAUAAUCUAGUGGAACUUACAACGAAAAAUUCUAUACAAGAAAAUAAUUUGGAGGAUAUGAAAGGAAAUAAUUCCAGCGAUUGUGAGGAAGAGUCCAGUGAUACAUUAUAUUUCAGUUUUGAAAAUAGUUCAAAAGAAGAAUCUGACGUUGAUGAAACAGAAACUCCUGACCCGCGUGUUGAUUUUAAGAAGUUGUUUGAGGAACAGAAAGAAAGACACGUGAAAUAA